Messenger RNA from Oryzias latipes (Japanese medaka), 2979 nucleotides. RefSeq names its product scavenger receptor class B, member 2c (gene scarb2c). Gene Ontology annotation, molecular function: scavenger receptor activity. Lineage: Eukaryota; Metazoa; Chordata; Actinopteri; Beloniformes; Adrianichthyidae. Gene Ontology annotation, cellular component: membrane; lysosome; cytoplasm. The record is from RefSeq and is a predicted model, not a curated record. Gene Ontology annotation, biological process: protein targeting to lysosome; receptor-mediated endocytosis.
CGAACAUUAAAUCCAUCGAGUGAGUUCCUGGGACAAGGGCACUCUGAUCAAAACAAAAACAGCGCACUUUAGCUCCUGUCAGUGGACGCUCACGGACAUUUAAUUAUUCUGCUGUUUUCAUUAUGCUUCUGAAAACAUGUUGCGUAUACGGCACCGGGGUGUUUUCUAUGCUAAUGCUGAUUGUCGGCAUUGCUUUGGUUUUGUCUGGAGUGUUUCCACAUUUAUUGCAAUCGUUUGUUGAAACGGAGGUUGUCCUUAAAAAUGGAACAGACGCAUUUGAGGCUUGGGCAGAUCCGCCUGCACCUAUAUACAUGCAGUUUUACUUCUUCAAUCUCACCAAUCCUGAAGAGGUACUCAAAGGGGAAAGGCCGGCUGUGGUGGAGCUGGGACCCUACACAUAUAGAGAGUAUCGACCCAUGGAGGAGGUGGCCUUUCUUGAAAAUGGCACUAAAGUAGCAGCUGUCAACACUAAAACGUACAUUUUUCAGCUUAACAUGUCACGAGGUCCAGAGAGUGACCUUAUCCGAACUGUUAACAUCCCUGCUGUGACUGUGAUGGAGAUGUUCAAAGACUCAACUUUGGAAGCCAACCUGAUUUCUGCCUACAUGAGGUCAAGUGGUGAAGGCCUGUUCAGCACACACACCGUGGGGGAGCUCCUGUGGGGUUAUGAAGAUGGUUUGCUGAAAGCCCUCAAGCUUUUCAGACCAGAGUUGGACGAUGUUUUUGGACUCUUCUAUAAGACCAAUGCUUCAAACGAUGGGCAGUACGUGUUCUUCACUGGCCAGCAGAGCUACGAGGACUUUGCUCGCGUUUCAACAUGGAAUGGCGAAAGCUCUUUGAAUUGGUGGACAUCUAAGGAGUGCAACAUGAUUAAUGGAACCAAUGGCGCCUCUUUUCACCCGGUCAUCACCAAAAACGAGUUGCUUCGAAUUUUCUCCUCUGAGCUGUGCAGGUCUUUGUAUGCGGUGUAUGAGGAUGAUGUGAGCGUGAAAGGGAUCCCCGGGUAUCGCUUCAUCCUCCCCAGUGAGGUGUUUGCCAAUGAGAGCGUGAACCCGGCCAACGCAGGCUUCUGCGUGCCCGCGGGAAACUGCCUCGGCUCUGGCCUGCUCAACGUCAGCGCGUGUAAACAAGGAGCCCCCAUCAUCAUGUCCUCGCCACACUUCUAUCAGGCAGACGCAAAAUACGUGCAGAGUGUUUUCGGCAUGAAGCCUGUGAAGGAACAGCACGAGACGACGAUCGAUGUCCACCCGUUAACAGGAUUCCUCCUCCAAGCAGCCAAGCGCCUCCAGAUCAACGUCUAUGUGGAGCAAAUUGAAACCUUCAGUCAAACAGGAAAUGUGAGGACGCUCAUCUUCCCUGUGGUUUAUCUCAAUGAGAGCGUUCUCAUUGACGACGCGUCGGUCCAGAAGCUGCAUGUGGUUGUCGUCGAGAAGAACGUUCUGGAGAACAUCCCCUUCAUUCUGAUUGGUCUCGGCAUCCUUCUGGGGGGAAUCUUCAUGAUCGCCAUGUGUCGACAGAAAGUCCCAGAGAGCACUUCUGCAGAGCGUCAGCCGCUGCUUUCAUCGUAAAACCAGACAGUUGAGAAAACAGCCGGUGUGUCUGCAGUGUUACUUUGACUGUUUUUGUGGCUCCAGUAUUUCUGACAUUAAUCCACAUGUGACCACUGAUGACCUGAAAGCUGCUUUCCAAGCUGUUUGUGAAACUAAAACAAAACAAGAAGGUCUGUACUUUUAUCUUGCAUCUAACAAAGAAAAUGCAGUUACUGUCAUUUUUAAAGGUUCUACCAUUUUUUUAAGCCGCUUUCUAUAAUAAAGUAGAGUAAAAUCUAACUAUAAGAGUUUGAAUUGUGGGGGGGGGGGACCAGUUACUCGAAGCAGUUUUAAGGAAAACCUGACCAUUUGAUCACUUUUUUAUGUCAGUUUUGUGUUUAUAUGUAUAGGAAAACUAACAAUAAAAUAAUUAACCUUUUCCCAAAGACUAAAGACUUUUGCAAAAAAAAACAUUUGCAGAAUUUGAUUUUAUUGCUUAAAUGUACUUUUUUUGUGGGAAAUGUAGCUUAUGAAGCCAGGAAUAUAUUUUUUUUUCUAUUUUACUUGGCAUGUUGCACUAAAAUAACUGUGAUAAUAUACAUUAUAUUGUUUUAUUUCAGUUUGAGUACACAUAAUUCUAUUUCAUACAGAGUUGAAUUUAUAAGUGUCUUAAAUUAUAACAUUAUGAAUGCCCUGUUUUUCAUUGUUUUUGUAUUUGCCCACUUACAAAAACUUUUUGAAUGAUAAAACUUAAUGUUUAGUGAUUGAAAGCCGUGUGUUUAGACAGAAUGCACAAAAAUGAUUUGGACACCUGCAAAGUUACGGUAAAAGGAACUGUGAUGAUGCAGCUUCCACUUUUGUUCAAACACUUUCCUGAAGGUUUUAAAGUGUUUUUGUGAGAUUGGCAUCUUCAUAUCCUUUUAGGCCAAAUAUCAGGUCAUGUCAAAUAAUCUGGUGAAGGAACUACUGUGCAGCUUGUGCAAAGCUGGAAGUGCUGCGUUGUCCAAAAUCUUUUGUUAAAAAGAAAAUUGGCUUUUUACUGUUUGCUAGAGACUCACACUUAAAGGUAAAAAGCAGCCCACAUCAUGAUACCUCCUCCUUCACACUAACUUUUUCCAGCUCUUCAGAGCAGCCAAUUUUACUUGUAUUUUUCCAAAGCUUUUUAAAUGUAAACGCAGAGACAAGUAUCUGUACAUCUGUGGUAUGAAGUGUAUUAAAACUCUCAAGCUAUUGUUAAAAAUGAGUCUUGGUAGUUGCAUGACAUGUUUUUUAUUCCUUUUACAGAGUUUCAGUUGUAUUUGUAUGUGUUUUAAUGGUGAAAUUGCAAAGUAUAACAAAGUUUGCACCACUAACUCAUGUUGUGAAAACAUGAUCUGUGACACGAACAAACUUUAAAUGUGUACUCAGCAUUUCAUGCAAAUUACCAAUAAAUGUUUGUGACAAUUACCAA